Molecule: messenger RNA, 1407 nt
Organism: Mucor velutinosus
Lineage: Eukaryota; Fungi; Mucoromycota; Mucoromycetes; Mucorales; Mucoraceae
Exons: 6
Coding region: 1-1407 (468 amino acids)
Biological process (GO): enzyme-directed rRNA pseudouridine synthesis
Molecular function (GO): RNA binding; pseudouridine synthase activity
Source: RefSeq, a predicted model, not a curated record
AUGAAUUUAAAGGAACAUUUAGACCAACAAAGGCUUGAAGGGCUUGUCGCAGAAACGACUCAAGAAGAGGCCCCUGAACAGCCGGAAAAGAAGGAGACGAGCAAAGAGAGAGCAGCCAGAAAGAGACGAAUGGCAGAGCAAAACCCUCACUAUGUCGCUGCAAAGCUUGCUGCAAAGCAAAAAGAGAUCCCACCCGAGAAACGACUUCGUAGAAGAAAGAGCAAUGAUUUUAGAGAGGUGGAUGAUAUGCACACUGCUGUAUAUUUCUUUGAAGAUGAAAUGCGCAAAGUGAAGCCCUAUUAUUUCGAGUACAAAUCAUUUGCAAAGGGUCGUUGGUUGGGCCGUACAUUGUUGGAUGUUUUUGCGUCCGAAUUUAGAGAUCGUAGCGAAGAUUACUAUCGCUAUGCAAUUGAAAGAGGGCUACUUACAAUCAACGGCAACCAUGUUACAGUGGAUGCAGUUCUCAAAAACGGCGAUGUGAUAGGACACAAGAUUCAUAGACACGAACCGCCUUGUACAGAUCAGCCCAUCAAGAUUGUUUAUGAGGAUCAAGAUCUCUUCGUUGUUGAUAAACCUGGAGGCAUGCCAGUUCAUCCAGCAGGACGCUAUAGACACAACACAAUUGUGCAUGUUUUAAAAAAGGAGCGCAAUAUACCCAAGCUUUAUCCCGCCAAUCGACUUGAUCUACCUACUUCGGGACUCAUGCUAAUCGCUAAAAAUUCAGCUCGUGCACAGAAAAUCGAACGAGAAAUGUCUGCUGGUCUUAUCAGAAAGCAGUAUGUGUGUCGUGUGGAUGGCAAAUUUCCAGAUAGUGAAAUUACGUGCGAGGCACCCAUCAAAUGUAUUUCGCACAAAAUGUCCAUCAACUACGUGCAUGAUGAGGGAAAGGCUUCCAUCACCAAGUUUGAACGUCUCAGUUUCAACGGCAAGACGAGUGUGGUCCUAUGUAAACCUUUGACAGGUCGCACACAUCAAAUUCGAGUUCAUCUCAGAUAUCUGGGAUAUCCGAUUUCCAAUGAUCCGUUGUAUGGCAAUGGCACAUCUUGGUCACCAUGGAUGCGACCCGGCGAAAGAAUGGUUGAAAAGGACGCCCGACUCUUGGUAGACAAACUCUUUGAAUACUCUCCUAUGGAGGAAUGGGAUGACCCUGAUUCAGCAGCAGCAAUAGCACCCACAACACUUGCUGAUGGAUCCAUAGAAGAAUUAGAUGAUACAAGAUGUCAAGAAUGCAGUGCAUCUCUUGUUUUUGGUAAAAACUAUGACCAGCUUUGCAUAUUUUUGCAUGCUUGGAAGUACUCUUGCAAUGGCUGGGAAUACGAAACAGAAUUGCCCUUCUGGGCCCAAGAAGAUUUCGAUGAAGACAAUGCUCCUGCAAAGUAUAAAAACUCGUUUAUCGAGAAUAAAUAA